Molecule: messenger RNA, 2034 nt
Organism: Seminavis robusta
Lineage: Eukaryota; Bacillariophyta; Bacillariophyceae; Naviculales; Naviculaceae
Source: the annotation of a GenBank genome assembly
AUGAAUACUCCCAAUACAUGCGACGACGAUGAGAUUGCCAGGCUGAACCACUAUCUUCAACACUUCACGAGAUUCGAUGUUGUCAAUGAAGGCACCGCGCAAUCCGUAGCCGCUGCUGGACUUCGCAGUGUCGAUGUGCCCGACAAGACAGAUUACGACGAAAAAUCCAACCAUUACCAUGUCGACAAGACAAAGGACAAGGAAUUGGGUGACAACGUGUCUGCUGUACUGGUACAGUCCAUAUCGCCUUCCAACGAAUACUCACCUGCUGAAGUCUCAGCAGACCAAAGACUCAACACGUUGAUUCCAACUAUAGUCAACAGCGCAUCAUGCAAUCAGAGCCCAGAGGACAGUGACCACGGACCAUUCAGACUCCAAGGAAUCAGUGAUGCAUUACAUAGCAUCCAGCCUGCUCUUCUUGAACCAAGAGACCAAGACACAGUCGAAGAAUUGAAUAGCAUCCAACCUAUGCCUCUUCAACGGAACAAUAAUGUCGACUUGACGUCCCAAUCAGGAGCUGGUGCAUAUGCCAUUUCAAACCCAUUAUUUCGACCUCAUGACACCAAUCCGGAACCCAGGCCCAUAACUGAUACAGCACAGGACGUGGAAAAUCCUCCUGCCCUUUUUCAGUUUGAAAACUCUGCGGACACCUUGGUGGAGGCGCAUCUGGUCGAGGAAAGCCAGACUGAAAUUGUCCAUGCCGAAAAGGUACCAACCGAACCAACACGCAUGCACAGAAGAAACCGGCUCCUUCCGUUUGUUGCUGCAUUGAUCAUUGUGGCUCUUCUUGUAGUCCUUGGCAUUUUAUUGUGGGGGGAUAUCAAAGAUGAACCAAGCAAUGUAGACACAGAAACUACUUCCAACAUCCGAAAUCAAGGUAAUGAAAGCUCAGUGGCAAGCAAUGACACUAUCACAAUCAUUGAGAGUGGGAGCACCAGCAACAGCACCAGCAAAAACAGCACUGAAAGCAAACAACAAUGGUGUUUCAGGACUACAGAAGAACUCUACCAAACCAUCACUAAAUACUGGGAAGACACAAGCACAAACUCAAGUGUAUCCAACAUAUAUGGCUGGCCGAUGAGCAAAUGGUGUGGCAUAUCCAACAUUACCAUCUUUGAUCAUCUCUUCAAAGUGAGCAAACAGAGGGUUGACUAUGAUUCCAUCAUGCCUGCUAACUUGACCGACGAAGCUGUAAUUACAGCUUCCAACAUGGUAGAAGACAUCGGGUCCUGGGACAUGAGAAGAGCUGAAAGAAUUGAGUUCAUGUUUGAGGGAUUGCAGAAUGUAUCUGAAAGCUGGGGAAUCCAGAAAUGGGAUACCACCAGUCUUGUCAGCAUGGAAGGGGUCUUCAAGAAUACUUCAUGGACCCUUCCAAUGCUAAAUUUGAGUUCUUGGGACACCUCCAAGGUCGAAACCAUGGCCCACUUGUUCCUGGAUUCAAAUGUCGAACGUCCAGGAAUUGCACAGUGGGAUACUGCAAAGCUACAAACCAUGUUCCGAUUUGCAGAUGGCAACCCAUACUUUAAUGAAGAUUUGAGCAAAUGGAACACUGGAUCUGUCAGAACAAUGCAGAAGGCUUUCAGACGCUGCACUAACUUUAACCAAGACUUGAGUGGCUGGAAUACCAGUUCACUGGAACUCCUGAAUAUGGCAUUCUUGGGAACUACAAGCUUUCACAGCAAUAUUGGCCAAUGGGAUGUCUCAAAUGUUGAGACCCUAUAUGGAACUUUCAAAGAAUCCAACUUCAAUAAUGACAUUACCACAUGGAGCGUGACCAAGGUCGCCGACAUGCAGCGGACAUUUGCGCAGAACAAAGCCUUUAAUCAAGACGUUUCAGCCUGGAAUGUGUCACGGGUUACGGAUCUGUACAAGGCCUUUGAUGGGGCAUCCUCCUUCUCUCAAGAUUUAUGUGCUUGGCGAUUCAGGCUUCCAACAGGUAUUCGAACCAGGAACAUGUUUCAAAAUACUGGCUGUCCAAAUACGUCUGAUCCUGUCAGUAUUGAAGAGGGGCCAUUCUGCUUCAAUUGCAACUAA